This is a messenger RNA of Parnassius mnemosyne (clouded apollo), 1188 nucleotides long. The record is from the annotation of a GenBank genome assembly. Lineage: Eukaryota; Metazoa; Arthropoda; Insecta; Lepidoptera; Papilionidae.
AUGUACGACUAUUACGAAUUGGACGAUCGUAAAAUGAAAGGUACCUUUCGUGACUGGCGAAAGGCUCUCCGCACUCCUGCCACAUAUAGAGUUGGUAAUGCUGUAAGGAUCCAACCACAAUUUGUGUUUCUUGUCGCACUAAUCGGCUUACUUUUACUAAUUUUAUUUUAUUAUAAUUGGUGGACAAGUAGUCAGACGCAUUCUACAUAUAGAUGGACAAGUAUUACGAGAACCUACAAUGCCACAUAUCCAUUUUCACCACCAUUGAAGUCGGGUGAUAUUAUAACGUAUAGAAUAGGAAUAGUUGCAGAUUUAGACACCAAUUCAAAGAGUAAUUCCAAGGCUAAUACAUUCAAUAGUUAUUUAAAAAAAGGUUUGUUAAGUUACGAUCCCAUAAAGCAAUAUGCAUCUGUGACAUGGGAUACCCAGCCAGCAAUUCUACUUUCUUCCACAUAUUCUCAUAAAGGAAGAGGCAUGGAACUCUCUGAACUGAUUGUAUUUGAUGGAAGAUUGUUAACAUUUGAUGAUCGCUCGGGCAUGGUGUUUGAGAUCUUUAACAAUAAAAUGGUGCCAUGGGUGAUAUUGCCUGAUGGAAAUGGUCAUGCAGAAAAAGGUUUCAAGUCAGAGUGGGCGACAAUAAAAGACGAGAUUCUGUAUGUUGGUUCAAUGGGCAAGGAAUGGACAACAGCAAGUGGAGAAUUCCAGAGCUAUGACCCAAUGUGGGUAAAAGCUAUUAAUAUACAUGGAGAGGUACAACACUUAAGUUGGGUUAAUCAAUACAAGGCUGUAAGGAAUUCUAUAGGCAUUCAAUGGCCAGGUUAUAUGAUCCACGAAUCUGGAGUCUGGUCUCCUGUUACAAAGAAGUGGCAUUUCUUGCCUAGGAGAUGCAGUCACGAGUCGUACAAUGAAACUAAGGAUGAAGUGAUGGGAUGCAAUUAUUUAAUAACUGCAGACAGUGAUUUUAAAAACAUUCAAGCUGUAGAGAUAACGAAACAUCAACCAAAGCAUGGCUUUUCUUCAUUCAAGUUCAUUCCCGGGUCGAAGGACGAGGCUAUAGUCGCUUUAAAAACCACAGAAUUUGAAGGGAAAACUGCAACCUACAUAACUGCAUUUAAAACUGAUGGAAAAGUGUUACUGCAAGAUAUGUUUAUAGAAAAUUUAAAAUAUGAAGGAUUAGAGUUUCUAUGA